Molecule: messenger RNA, 900 nt
Organism: Humulus lupulus (European hop)
Lineage: Eukaryota; Viridiplantae; Streptophyta; Magnoliopsida; Rosales; Cannabaceae
Exons: 4
Coding region: 1-900 (299 amino acids)
Biological process (GO): L-tryptophan biosynthetic process
Cellular component (GO): cytosol
Molecular function (GO): anthranilate phosphoribosyltransferase activity
Source: RefSeq, a predicted model, not a curated record
AUGGCUUUGCCCAAUGUUUUCGAUUUGUAUCAGACCCAGGAGGAAGAGGAGGUCCCCCUGGUUCGACGGAAAUCAGCUAGGAGGCAUAAUGGAGAAUCAAGCCAAGCACCCUUGGCCAAGAAGGGUCGAACAGAUGAUCCUUUCAAGGACGGACCUACUGGCCAACCUUCUGCCCAGCCUUCUGCUCCUGCUGAAAAGGAGACUGCCCCUGCUGCCAACCCUUCGCCUGCGGCCCGAAGAGAACAGACCCUACAAGUAGAACUUACUGGGACCAAACUCUCGAACCGCUCCCUGCGAUUAGCUAAAGAUUGCCUUGCUCAUAUCUUGAAGCAUGAACGUUGCAGAGAAGCAAUGGCUAAAGCUGAGAGCCUGGGGGUCGAUCAGAUCCUUAAUAGGGCUCUUAACGAAGUGGCCAAUACCAUGCUGACAAUAACUGCCGCUCAUACCCGUGCCACUGCUACUAUCGAGCAGGCUCGGGCAAAGGCCGUCGAGGAGUUUCAGGUGAAAGUCAUUGAGGAGCUUCAGGCUACAGAGGCCAGGCAUUCUGGGGAGUUAGAGGUGGUCACCCAGCAGAAGGAUGCUUUGGUGGCAAAGCUGGCAGAGAAUGAAGCUUCUCAGGGAGUUUCAAGCUGUGUGAAAGAGGCAGGCAUUGGAUUUAUGAUGCCUCCAAUAUAUCAUCAAACAAUGAAGGUUGUCCGCUCAGUCAGGAAAAAGCUGAAAGUAAAAACUGUAUUUAAUAUAUUGGGCCCUAUGUUAAACCCAGCAAGAGUACCAUAUGAUAUUGUGGGUGUCUAUGCAGAAGAUUUGGAAGUAUGUUAUUUAGGCUACCAAGAUGGAAUUUUAGAUGUUAUAUUGCCACUUCAAUCUGCUAACAAAUCGCUGGGGAACAAACAAUUGUGA